AUGGCGUCCCCAAACUUCCCUUCAGCACACAACGACCUGUACCGACAGCAAUCCCAGCCGAUGUCCCGAUCCGCGGUUUCACGCUCGGGUCCUAGACGGCUAUCUCCAGUAUCAACAGCCAGUGCACUGCCCAAGCACUACUCUGGUGAUAGCUCUGAUGAUGAGGUCCCAGAACCUAAAUUCAGCGCUUCUGUGAAGGCAUUGUUGCAUGGCGAUGGAUUAGGUUCUUCGCCACAUUUGCAAAAGGCACAACCCGUGUCGCACGACCUCCGAUUUGGGUCAGGAUCGAGACAGCAAAGCCGCUCCCCCAGCAAUUCGUCCCCACACGACUCAUCAAAUGGUAGCCCUGCUCCCAGAGUUGUUCGUAUCGGAGCAAUCUCGUCGGCUGCUCGAUUCUCACGGGAAGGGUCUCCUCUAUCAAAUAGCCAAAGCGCAGAGUCCGACCAUCACAGCCGCCCCAAUGAUUUCAUAACUCCUGCUCCACGCCAACGCAGUGUUCGUAUCAAUGCUUCGCGCAGCAGCACACGAUCUCCUGCCUCUGUUUCGCCCUCAGGAAAGCGCUCGUCGGAACGCAAUUUGGCCGGAGAGUACAGUAGCGCAGAGCGUUCAGGCAGUGAUCGGAAAUUGCAUUAUGAUGAUGAUCCAGCAGCACGAUAUGGCAAUUCUUCAGCACUCCGGGGCCGUGGUGGUGAGGAAAUCGCUCCUCAUAGCUCGUUGCGCGUGAAGCGGGUUGGCCGACUUGCUGGUAGUUUCUUGAAUGGCCCCGCCCGGAGAGGCGUGCUGCGACGACAGAGCGAGGAAAGCAAUGAGGAAAACCACCAUUAUCUUUCGGCUGAUGGCGUCCGGGAGGACAUCGAGGGGGAAGAGGAGAAUGCCGAAUAUCAACCUCGCAACCUAGUGAAAUCCUCAUCCCCUAAGGUAUCAUGGGCUGAACCGAGCCCACCUGUCCGUGAAUCAUAUCGCGCAGAAUAUCCUCUACGCCCUGCGGCGGUUGAAGGGCCAUUUUCGCGAUCAUCAUCACCCAAAUCAUACGGCUCGAAGUCGACUCCCGGUUCAUCGGAUCUGUCUUCCAAAUCUUCUAUCGCAAAGGAACAAUCUGUCUUCAAAGUUCCUUCAAUACCAGCUUUGCCAUCUGCCCGUGACCAGGAGAAUGAACCGCCGCCAACUUUCCGGCGCACAAAGCCCCAGGGACCAAGUGUUUUGGAUAAGCCCGAAAAGUAUAAUGUUGUCUAUGAUACCGAGAAGAAGGAUGCAGCGGAAACACCGGCAAGCAGCUCUGCACGAAAAAUACUGGCUGCGCGGAGCAACAACACCCCUCACAGAGCCCCUCCUCCUCCUCCGAAAAUGUCAGUUCUUGAGACUGCUACCUCGACGGCAGGUGCAUCAACAUCACAAUCACGAAAAAAGAGAUCUCAAGUUUCCAUUAAUGGCAAACAUUUCACCCGGCUCGAUUGCAUUGGCAGGGGCGGCAGCUCACGUGUUUAUCGAGUAAUGGCAGAGAACUACAAAAUCUUCGCCCUCAAGCGUGUCAACCUUGAGGAUGUUGACCCGGUGACUUUGACUGGAUAUAAGGGUGAAAUUGACUUGUUGAAAAAGUUGGAGAAUGUGGACCGUGUGGUGCGCUUGUUUGACUGGGAGCUCAACAAUGACAAACAUGCCCUUAGCGUGCUUAUGGAGAUUGGAGAGUCCGAUCUUGAAAAGAUUCUCACUUACCGUCUGAAUGCCGAAGACGCCAUCUUUGAUAUUAACUUCACACGAUUUUAUUGGAAGGAGAUGCUCGAGUGUGUCCAAGCUGUCCACGAGUACAACAUCGUUCACUCGGAUUUGAAGCCAGCGAACUUCCUCAUGGUUCAGGGCCGACUGAAACUCAUCGACUUUGGUAUUGCGAACGCAAUCCAAGAUAACACGGUCAACGUUCAUCGCGAGCAGCAGGUCGGCACACCCAAUUACAUGUCUCCUGAGGCACUGGUUGAUUCCAACGUCUCCCUCGGCCUGCCUUCCAGUGUUGGAAAGGUUAUGAAACUAGGAAAACCCAGCGAUGUCUGGAGUUUGGGUUGUAUCCUGUACAAAAUGGUCUACGGACAACCACCUUUCGCCAAGAUCGCCAAAUACUACGAGCGCAUCAUGGCUAUCCCGAACCCCCGUGUACAAAUCGAUUUCCCGGCCUUUGGUGUCGGCGGAGUUCCCGUGCCUCCUGGUCUCGUUCGGACCCUCAAGCGCUGCCUGCAGCGCGAUCAGACUCUCCGCCCAACCAUCGAGGAGAUGCUUGGCCCGCGCGAUCCAUUUUUGCACCCUGAUGCCCAGCUCGAGGGUGCUGUUCCAGUCACCCAAGACAUGCUUGGUCGUAUCUUGGCCAAUGUCGUCCACCACUGCAAAGUCCGCGGUGUACCCAGAGAAGAGGAGCUGGCUGCAUGGCCCGCAGGUUUCUUUGCAAAAAUCAAAGCAGCCCUCGAAGAAGAAAACGCAUGA
Penicillium paradoxum is the source of this 2469-nucleotide messenger RNA. Its product is annotated as serine/threonine/tyrosine protein kinase MPS1. The coding region runs from base 1 to 2469 and encodes 822 amino acids. Lineage: Eukaryota; Fungi; Ascomycota; Eurotiomycetes; Eurotiales; Aspergillaceae. The transcript has a single exon. Gene Ontology annotation, biological process: mitotic spindle assembly checkpoint signaling; peptidyl-serine phosphorylation; chromosome segregation. Gene Ontology annotation, cellular component: nucleus; kinetochore; spindle. The record is from RefSeq and is a predicted model, not a curated record. Gene Ontology annotation, molecular function: ATP binding; protein serine/threonine/tyrosine kinase activity; protein serine/threonine kinase activity.